Molecule: messenger RNA, 2586 nt
Organism: Linum tenue
Lineage: Eukaryota; Viridiplantae; Streptophyta; Magnoliopsida; Malpighiales; Linaceae
Source: the annotation of a GenBank genome assembly
CCAGGGCCUUCCAGCUUUUAGGCCCAUUUCGUAGAGUUGAGACAGGUACCAGCAAACCAAACCGAACGACCCCUGAGGUGACGUCAGUGACGAUGAAUGGAGAGUGAAACUCGUCAUAUUGGCUGGGAGAAGAAGUCCACGUUUAGGAUCGGAUAAUGGUUGAAGCUGGAAUUAAGCUGUGAAACUCGUCAUCGCAAUUCGCCAUAUUACCCGCUAAAUUCAUCUGUGUAAAAGCUUUGAAGAACUUGGGAAUAGUGAGAAGAAGAUGACGCUCAAAGUUUAUGUGGAUCGCAUGUCCCAGCCAUCCAGGGCUGUCAUUCUCUUCUGCAAACUGAACCGGAUUGACUUUGAGGAGAUCAAAGUAGACUUGUCUAAGCGUCAGCACUUGUCUCCUGAAUUUGCAGGUAUUUUGUUCUCUUCGGAAUCUCCAUUUUUCUGGGUGUUUGAAGUCUUGAAGGAAACAUUUUGGCUUGUUUGGAUUCUUCUUGAGACUGGGUUCCUGAAGUGGAAAUUGUGAGAGAUUUGGUGCACUUCUUUUUAGCAUGUGAUAUGAUAGGCACUUGAAUACAAGAUGAACCUAGCGGUUUGAUAGGGUUUUCUUGCAGAGAAACUCUAUUUAGAAGAGUGAUGUUGAGCGAAACUUAAUGAUGCUUCUGUGUUUGUCUUUGUCAAAUGGUGGAUUUUUAGAGAUAAACCCUAUGAAGCUAGUUCCUGCUAUUGUUGAUGGAAGAUUCAAGCUGUUUGAGAGUCAUGCGAUCCUCAUCUAUCUAGCUUGCGUAUUUCCUGGAGUUCCUGAUCACUGGUAUCCAGCUGAUCUUUUCAGGAGAGCUAAGAUUCAGUCAGUGCUUGAUUGGCAUCACACAAGCUUGCGCCGUGGUGCAGCUACAUUUGUUCUAAACAAGGCAUUGGCACCUGCACUUGGACUGCCCUUGAAUCCAAAAUUAGCGGCAGAAGGCGAGAAGAUUUUAACUGCAUCCUUGUCAAAGUUGGAGUCUUUCUGGCUCAAGGGCAGUGGGAAAUUCUUGCUCGGUGGAAAUCAGCCUUCUAUAGCAGAUAUCAGCCUCGUAUGUGAAUUAAUGCAAUUGGAGGUUUUGGAUGACAUGGAUCGAAACCGAGUUCUCAGUCCUCAUAAGAAGGUUCUACAAUGGAUCGAGUAUACAAAGGAUGCUACCAGUCCUCACUUUGACGAAGUGCACCGAGUCCUCUUCAAAGUGAAAGAAAUGUUGAAGACUUUGAGGUCAACUGAAUCUAGCUUAAACAAAAAAGUGCAGUCCAGGAUGUGACUAACCCCCACUGUUAUUUACAAUGCUGUUUUCCAGCUUCUUAGGCUUCUGGUAAUUCUUCAACAUGAGUGAACACACGACUACACUGACUGAAGAGGCUGCCAUUGCCGCUCCAGCAAUCCACGGUGGCAAUCGGAAUCCAGUCCCAGGGAAAAGAGCUCCUGCGGCUAUUGGAAUGCCAAGGAGGUUAUAACCCAGAGCCCAUAUGUAGUUUAGACGAAUGCGGGCAAAGGUCUUUCUUGAGAGGUCUAUUGCAGUGAUCACAUCUUCCAAGUUGCUCUUCAUCAGAACAAUGUCAGCUGCUUCAAUGGCAACAUCUGUUCCUGCACCAAUUGCCAUUCCAACAUCUGCUGCAACGAGUGCUGGCGAAUCGUUUAUCCCGUCACCUACCAUCGCCACUACACGACCUGCAGCCUUCGCAUAGAAAAGAUAGUGUUUGGCUUCUGCAACAACGUUAUUGAUCCCAACUUCUCGGGCAAUGGAAUUGGCAGUCCCCCAGUUAUCACCUGUCACCAUGAUGCUCUCGAUUCUCAUAGACCUGAGGAUUGAGAUGACUUCUUGUGCACCAGGUUUCAAUGGAUCAGAUAUUGCUAGAACUCCAGUCACCUCCUUAUCAAUUGAUACCAGAAUUCCAGUUUGAGCCCUUUCUUCAGUUUCCGCCAGCAUCUCUUCAGCAUCAAUCGGAAUGGUUAUUUUUUCAUCAAGCAUCAAGCUCUUGUUUCCAACUAUGAUUUCCUUAUUGCGAACGCUGGCCCUGACUCCGUGGCCUGUGAUGGAGAUGAAAUCACGUGCUUCCGGCCAGGCAGGAUUUUCUUCAUCUUCUCUGAACUUCUUGGCAUACUCCACAAUUGCCUUGCCCAAAGGAUGCUCGCUGUUCACCUCUGCAGCAGCAACAAGUUCAUAGAAGUCGCUGAGCACCAUAUUUCUCAGGAGCUUUGUGUUGACAACGACCGGUUUUCCAACCGUGAGAGUUCCCGUCUUGUCAAAUACAAUGCAGUCGACCCUGUGUGCACUUUCUAAUGCAUGGCCACCUUUGAUGAGGACACCCUGGGACGCGCCAACUCCAGUGCCAACCAUGACAGCAGUAGGAGUUGCCAGUCCAAGAGCGCAAGGGCAAGCUAUCACCAUGACCGAGAUUCCAAACUGCAGAGCUAAUUGAAAGCUAUCCAUGGAACGUGGGAUCCAAGACUCUGGAUAGCCGUGCAAUUUCCCAGCCAAAAACCAUGCCAGCCAAGUCGAAAGUGAGAGAAUAAUCACCUGCAACAACAAAAUACUUACAUUUGCUUCACAAAAUAACUCAUGG